Haliotis rufescens (red abalone) is the source of this 1549-nucleotide messenger RNA. RefSeq lists its product as uncharacterized. NCBI's taxonomy places the organism in Eukaryota, Metazoa, Mollusca, Gastropoda, Lepetellida, Haliotidae. Bases 234 to 1208 code for a protein of 324 amino acids. The record is from RefSeq and is a predicted model, not a curated record. The transcript is spliced from 6 exons.
GGCGAUGUGAGAGUGACACUUUUUAAAAAGAACAAACGCGACCAAUAGUUACAUGUUGACUAAAAGGCAUAACAUACAAUUUGAAAAGUUUUACGCGCGGGAAGUUCAACCAGCCGGCAAUACUACCCUUGACAACAAUGGGUCACGUGCUGUGACGUCACGACAAUCACAACCCCGAAGGCAUCUUGUAGGCGUGGUUACGUUGUUGAUAAGUCUCUGCUUACUAUCGGGUCAUGGUAUCUAUUUCCGAUCGGAUGGAGCUCAUCACCGAAGAGCGUGAGGGCAUGGCAGCCGAAACGCAGGUUCUGUCCCCUGUCCCGGAGUUAAUGGAACGGUCAAGGUCCUCUACUCCUGGUAGUGAUUCUAACAACGCUACACCUGAUGCCAGCAGCAGUACUGUUACAACUGACUCAAAUACACAAGGUCACAUCAACACUUCAAGUGUUUGUCGGAAAGGCCCCACUAGCCAAAUGGACAAAGAAGAAAAAGGUUUCAUGGACCAUAUCUUCAGCCUCACCAAGGAAUACAGCCAGGAGAUUCAGGAAAUGGGGAGACAACUCCGCCUAGAACGGAAGAGGAACGCAAAGCUCGAGAUGGAACUGAAUCACUACCGUCUUGAAUGCGAUAACUACAAACUGAGUUGGAUGAUGGACCAGGCGGAAGUGGAGGAACUCCAGACCAAGCUACAGGAGAUGGAUAACUACAAGGACGAGAUCAAGAACAUCGAGGCUCAAAUGAACUGCAUGGAAGACGAAAACAAGAAACUUAAGAAAUCUCUCUCGCAAGUCCAUUUCGAUAACAAAGCUUUGAGGAAAAUCAUGGUGAACAUGACGGACAUGCGAGUGGAUGCGGAAAUAAGAGGGGCAUUGGUUCCUAACAUGCCGCCAUGUUCUGUUGAAGGCCGCAGGAGGUCAGGGAGACGACGCCAACACACAAGGAAAUCUCAUUGUGCCAAGACCACACAACUACCCCCAGUCACUGAGAACAACAGGAUUGCAGGCUCCCCACAGCAGACGACGGCGUCUUCACGGGUUACUACUCGCGAUUUUCUGGCUCGUCGGGCAUCAAUGGGGAACAUCUGCCCACAGCCACCUCGCAGGGACCUUUCGAGCAGACGACAGUUGCAGAGCGGUGUACCCCUAUCUUCAGCUAUGUCUGCUGAAAGUGUUCCUCGCGGUCGUGCUCGGCAUCUAAGUUCUUGGAAAUAAUUGUAGACAUUUUUAUAUUAUGAACAAUACAAAAUCUGUAUCAAACGUGCUUUUAACACUACAAAAUUAAUGUCUACAUUAUUUUCCGGCGUAAAAGGCGUCCGCUAUACCUUUAAUAUUUUUGCUGCAUUUUUUAGUAAAUGUCAGAUGAGCUUGUUUUUGAAUAAUGAUGCAUGCUUGGUGCUGUUGAAAACUAACUUGCUAGCUGUUUAUCAUGUUAUAUGAAAUAUCGAAUACUUAUUUCACAGAUUAUAUCCUGGUAGUAUGAAUGUUUGUAUUAAUCUUGCAGAUGGUUGUUUUAAUGAAAUCUUUACAAGUUGUUGAAUAUAUAUUAUUGCAAA